Molecule: messenger RNA, 1809 nt
Organism: Saccostrea echinata
Lineage: Eukaryota; Metazoa; Mollusca; Bivalvia; Ostreida; Ostreidae
Product: mucin-2-like
Exons: 5
Coding region: 1-1434 (477 amino acids)
Source: RefSeq, a predicted model, not a curated record
AUGGCCUUUUCUAACGAAGCCUUUGUCGAAGAUGAAUCGGUUUCAGGCCCUUCUACACCUCUGGCUGGAUCCCCGGGUAAAGGUUCGUCCUACAGUGGUUACUCUUAUUCAGAUUCUGAUGGUUUGAAACCGAAACGUUUGUCUUUAUCGAACUGUUGUCUCAUCUGCAUCUGUAUCAUCGCCAUUGUCAUUUCUGUGUCCAUGAUCUGUUUUGCUUUUACCAACUGUUACUAUAUUCAUAUAUUUGCUUUCACAGAGGACAAGAAAGGAGACAUAAAACCACAAACGACAGAGUACGUAUUUACUCGACCUCCUCCACAAACACCUAGAUCAACGAUGAUGCGAGUUUCAGAAUCUACAACACAAACAACUUCCAAAACAACUCAACAGUCUACCAAAUCUCCAUCAACAACAAAAACAACAACAGAAAGCAUGGACACAGAAGAAACAGAGCAAUCUACUUCCCUAUCGACUUUGGAAACAUCAGAUGAACCUCGUACAAUAAAUCUUAUAACAAGUACAACCGCAUCUACCAAUUCAACACAAGGCACUCCUACCAAUACCAAUUCAACACAAAGCACUCCUACCAAUACCAAUUCAACACAAGGCACUCCUACCAAUACCAAUUCAACACAAGGCACUCCUACCAAUAUCAAUUCAACACAAGGCACUCCUACCAAUACCAAUUCAACACAAGGCACUCCUACCAAUACCAAUUCAAUACAAGGCACUCCUACCAAUAUCAAUUCAACACAAGGCACUCCCACUACUCAAGUGUCCCUCAAUACAAAUUCAACACAAGGACCUACUACUACUGAAGUGCCUAUCAAUACAAAUUUAACACAAGGCACCCUUUCAACUCAAGUGCCACACCUUUCAACUACAACAACUAUCAGUACAGUUGAUAAGUUUACUGGUGCAACCACAUCAGAAUUAAGUGCUUCAACACCUACCACAACAACACAAUCUUCUACAAGUACAAAAAACAAUGAUCUUAGUUCAACUUUAAAAGCCUCAAGUACAGAAACAUUUGUAUCUACCAGUUCAAAAUCAACAAAAGUAAAUGAUUCUAUAACUACGACACAAGUGCCCCCAACAACACCACUGUCUUCAUGUACAAUAAGUACUGUAACUAACAUGACACAAACAACUUCAACUCCAGCCAUAUCAACAGUGCAACCUUCAACAACAACAGAAGAAAGUGAAACAUCUAAAACUACAAUUCAAGUGCCUUUGACAACACAAUCCUCACAUACAAGUACAAUAGAUUAUGUUACUAGUCCAACAUCAACAAUUUCAACUCAAGCCAUCCCAACAAUACAAUCAACAACAAUGCCAAGUACAGAUAACCAUGUAACUAGUUCAACAACAAAAUCUUCAACAGAAUCUUCUACUACAAUAGCUGCAGAAUAUACCAGUACAAACUCCGAGUGAAACAAUCAAAAGUGAUACAACAACUGCUAGCUGUCACAAAGGUUCCUGAUAGUUCAAAAACACCAUCUACUGCAUCUUCAGCAUCUGCAACAGAAAUCCGAAUUUAGAAUUACUUAGAGCUAUUUUUAGAAUAUACGUGCCAGUAUUAUUUAGAUAAUCAAAGUUUACCAUAAGCAGAAACACUCCAAAGAUUAUUUUCUGUAAUGCAGCGCUGUCAAAAUACUGGUACGUAUGGAACUAGUUCAUUUUAUCAACAGUCAUCAUUUAGACUGGCAUCUUUUAUGAUGUCAUAAACAUAAUAAUCCAUUCAAUAAUAUGAUCAUCAUCAUCGUGAAAAACGUGUACAUAUGUCAGUGUCUGAAUAUAAUCUUUGAA